Molecule: messenger RNA, 753 nt
Organism: Magnusiomyces paraingens
Lineage: Eukaryota; Fungi; Ascomycota; Dipodascomycetes; Dipodascales; Dipodascaceae
Exons: 1
Coding region: 1-753 (250 amino acids)
Source: RefSeq, a predicted model, not a curated record
AUGAAGUUCUCUACCUCAAUGAUUGUUGCCUUUGCAGCCAACUCGGUUCUUGCCCAGACAAUUUACUCCACCAUUGUCCACACCCUAAUCUUGACUGAGCCUGGUACUAUCAUUUCAACUUACACCAAUGAUGUUGUCCCUAUCUCCACCAUUUCAACUCAAUCUUCUGUUGAGGCUGCCGCUACUACUUCUUCAGCUUCAACUACUUCUACCCUCUCUUCUUCGGCUGAGCCUACUACUUCUUCGGUUAUCUCUUCUACCAUUACAUCUUCUUCUUCUUUCACUUUCACCUCUACUGUCACCUCUACCGUUAGCAGACCUUCCACCUCUUCAGCUGUGAAGUCCACCUCUACUCCAGCUUCUUCCGUGGUUUACUCUACCACUUUCCCUGUCUCUACUUCUGGAGCCGAUACCACUAACUACAUUGUUCCUCAGAAUGAGUCCGAGCCUGUCACCAUCAGAAUCACUAAGACUGUUGUUUCUACCACUUUGCCUGUCUCCUCUUCUCUGCCUGCUUCUUCGGAUGUGGCUGUUGCUCAGAACUCCACAGCCCCCAUCACUACUACCAUUGUCUCUUCUCAACCCACCGUUAAUGCUACCGCUACUACCCCAUCUGUCUCUCGUGUUUCUUCUUCAGCUGCUUCGAGCACUUCUCCUGCGCCCGUCUCAACCAACGGUGCCUCUUCCUCUGGUGCUGGUGCCAGUAUGGUUGGAGGUGCUGUUGCCGUUGCUUUGAUGGCUGCUUUCCUUUAA